Molecule: messenger RNA, 1386 nt
Organism: Pristis pectinata (smalltooth sawfish)
Lineage: Eukaryota; Metazoa; Chordata; Chondrichthyes; Rhinopristiformes; Pristidae
Product: fibrinogen-like protein 1-like protein
Exons: 3
Coding region: 82-852 (256 amino acids)
Source: RefSeq, a predicted model, not a curated record
GUUUAUGUAAAUAAGCUAGUUUUGUCAUUAUAAAAUUAAGAGGUUCGGCAUUAAGUUCAAUGUGUGCUGUUUUGAGACAGGAUGGCAGCCAAAAUGGGUUCUGCACUGACUGCGAUAAUUCUUCUUGCACUGUGUACUGCAACCUUUGAAGAAGAAAUCUUUAACAGUCAUAUGUUAGAUGAAGAGACCAGACUCACCAGAUCCCAUGUAACAACACCUUCAAAAGGGUAUCCCAAGGAUUGCAGCGGUGUUAAAGGUACAAGUGGAAUUUACGUGAUCCAGCCAAAGCGAUCUCCCCCUAUUGUGGUUUAUUGUGACAUGACUACAGAGGGUGGUGGAUGGACCAUGAUUCAAAGGAACACCCGUUAUUCUAAAAUUACCUGGAACGAAUAUUGGACUGCUUAUAAGUUUGGCUUUGGUAAUAUCCUUAAGGAUCACUGGUUGGGAAAUGAACAUGUAUACAAUAUUAUAAAUCAGGGGAUUUACCAAAUAAAGUUCUUGCUGAAGUCUUCAAAUUCAGUUACUUUUAAUGCUGAUUAUGAUUCAUUUUCUAUGGCGAAUGAAGCAAAUGGUUACCAAUUGCAUCUUGGUAGAUAUUCAGGAAAUGCAACCAAUGCCUUGAUGCAAUAUGGAAACAACUUUGUACAUGAUAACAUGAAGUUCACAACAGCUGACCGAGAUCAGGAUCUGGCAAGUUAUAACUGUGCAGCAUCCAUCAGAGGAGGCUUUUGGUUCAAUAACUGUUACAGGGUAAACCUGAAUUCAAAAACUUCUAUAUACUGGUACAAGAUUUGCUAUGGCAAUUGCAAAUCUUCUCAGAUUCUGAUCAGGCCAAGUAAAUUGUGUUUGUGAAAAUAUUAGUGUUAUAGUUCAGUGCUUAGAGCUAUCCUUCAGCUUCAGCGAGGAUAUAGUGUCUUUGUAGGCAUCAAUCAUACUCUGCAUAUCACUAAAGCAUCUUUAGCAUAGCUAAGAAAUAAAAAAAAAUUAAGCAUUGAUUUUUUUUCUUCUGUAUUGAGACUUUACCCUAAAUUUCUGCUUUGGAAAAGAUUUCUGAUUCUGGGAAUUGAAUUUGUUUGAGAGGCAGCUAUGCAGAAGGAAAAACUCUCCAAGUUUGUGAACGAUCACUUAGCUGUCACUACACUAUUCAAAAGAAUGAAAAUCAUUAAAUUAAACCAGGUUCAGAAGGUUAUUGUAACAGUCUGGAUCUUAAUUUCCUUACUGCAUUUAUAGCAACAUUCACCUGAUUUGAUUCAUUCAAUGAGCGACAUCAUUUUGUGACAUUUGUUUGACAGUGAUUAUCAUCCUGGAUACAAAUUACAGGCAAAAACAGAUUCUAUAUUGAAAAUAAAAUGACAAAUGAAAAUGUAAUAAAAGGAAUUUACUGAU